CCUAUUUUGGGGCAGAACGCAAUCAGCUGUUUUUUCGUCGACGAAAACAAAUUGGUUGAUUCGCUAGUUUUAGAUUUAAAAAGGUGAAAUACAUGGAUUUUCCGGAUAAAAUGGACUUGGAGAACGAAAGGGUGCUAAAGCUGAUAUUUCCCGAUGGAGUUCCAGACAAUCUGCGUGGCAAUCCGGAGCUGGACAAUUAUUUGGCCAAACUGGGCACCUGCAAGGUGGAGCAGCUAAAGAAGGAGCAGACGCGGCUGGCGGACGAGGCGCGCAGCAUCCUAGAGCAGACGCAAGACCUGGCCAUCUCGAACUACAGAACAUUCAUCACCACGGCGGAAAACUCGCGUUCAAUCUUCAGUGAAUUCCUGCGUUCGGAGCAGCAAUUGGACACGCUGGUGGACAAGUUGCCGGACCUCAGUGUCCAGUGUGAGCGCUUCCUGCAGGACUCUGCUGAGUUGAAUGAGCAGCGGCGCCUUAAUUCGAUUACGCUGCAGAAAAACGCUCAACUGCUGGAAGUUUUGGAGCUCCCGCAGCUCAUGGAGCGCUGCAUCCGCGAAGGACGCUACGAGGAGGCACUUGAGCUGGCUGCCUAUGCCACGCGUUUGGGCCAGCACCAGGGUCACAUUCCCGUAGUUACAAGCAUCGUGCGUUCGGUGGAGGCCUUGUGGCACACCAUGCUGGUGCAACUGGUGGCCCAACUGCGAACGGAUCUGCAACUGCCCAAGUGCCUGCAGAUCGUGGGCUAUCUGCGACGCAUGCAGGCCUUCGGGGACAACGAGCUGCGACUCAAGUUUCUGCAGGCCAGGGACGCCUGGCUGACAUCCUGCUUGGAAGCCAUUCCCAGUGGAGAUGCCCAGCAACACCUUACCAAAACCAUCGAGAUCACGCGCAUCAACCUGUUUAACAUCAUAACCCAAUACCGUGCUAUUUUUCCGGAAGAGGAGGGUAACCUAAAAACGCAGAGUUCGUUGAAGCCUUUGCAGGGAGUCAGCUGUAAUGGAGACCGACUUUUCCAGGCCUGGCUGCACAACAAGAUCAACGACUUUUUGCAAACCCUAGAGCGUGAUCUUCAGCUGGGAGUGGGCUCCGUGGAAACGGUUCUGGGUCAGUGCAUGUACUUCGGAUUGUCUUUCAGUCGCGUUGGCGCAGAUUUCCGUGCGCUGAUGGCCCCCAUAUUCGUGGGUGUGAUUCGUCGACGGUUUGAGAACAGUGUGGAGCAGGUGAACGAGCAGUUCGAUCGGGAGCUGGAGAGAUUCACGCUGAUCAACAAGGUGGCGCUGCACUCCCACGCCCGCAAGCAGGUGGAUCCCGAGCAGGAGUCCUUUGCCCCACCGGAAACGCUGCUGGAUUUCUAUCCGCUAGCCGCUUUGUGCAAUGGAUACCUGAGUGCCUUGAACGAGCUGCGGCUGUGCGCUCCCUUGGCCUUGGCCACCGAUGUUACCCGCUGCCUGCAGCACUCCUUGCAACUGGCCGCCCAGCGCGUGCUCGCCUUCUACCGCCAGGAGCAGCAGGCCUUCGCCGGCAGCGAACGGGAGGCGUUCACGCGGCUCUGCUCGUGCCUCGCCUACGAUUUGGUGCCCUACGUGCAGCGCUGCGUCCACGGUGUCUUUCCGCCGCAGUCGCUCACCGUUCACUUGGGCAUAAGUCUGCUGCAGCUGGAGCAGCAGCAGCUCACCUACUUGGAGCAGCCGCGCAUCCUGGAGCCCCUGAAGCACCUUCUGCCCACCAAGGCGCUGGUGCAGCCGCAGGAAACCUCCUUGGAAACGAAGCCAAGUGUUGGUAUUCCCGUCACUGCGGAGGGAUAAUGCAAACUAAAUUAGAGCUUGAGUGAAAGUAAUGUAAUUUAUUAGUUGUUAAACAUAUUCCAAUAUUUAUAUGUCUUCAAAAUGCUUAGAUUGUAACUUUUAAAGGAAACAUAUAAAUCAAAAUUGUUCAUAUAUACAAAAGUGAAAAUACUUGUAACCUUUCUCGUUUUCUUGUAUUAUUAUGAUUCUAGAAUUAUGUUCUUCAAACAAUAAAGCUUAAUAUUUUUGAGAUUG
This is a messenger RNA of Drosophila ficusphila, 2039 nucleotides long. It is a transcript of the gene Cog8, whose product is annotated as conserved oligomeric Golgi complex subunit 8. The transcript is spliced from 5 exons. Gene Ontology annotation, biological process: intra-Golgi vesicle-mediated transport. The record is from RefSeq and is a predicted model, not a curated record. Gene Ontology annotation, cellular component: COG complex. The coding region runs from base 93 to 1805 and encodes 570 amino acids. NCBI's taxonomy places the organism in Eukaryota, Metazoa, Arthropoda, Insecta, Diptera, Drosophilidae.